CACAAAUCCAUAGAGAGAGAGACGGCGCACAAUCAGUGAAUGGUGCGAAUCUGGUAUACGCAAUUCCGCAGAGCUUCGUCGGAUUCCUCCUUUGCUUCGCUUAUGAACCACAAGAAAGAUCCGUUUUGUUGUUCUUAAUCUUGAUCUUGAUCUUGAUCUUGAUCUUGAUCUUAUCCUUUUCAUUUGAAUACUGAUCGUAUCCGAAUUUCUAGGAGACGAUUUCUAUUUCAUCAGAUUAUCACUGAUUUGGGAAUUUAUUGAAAUUUACUUUACCAAUUGCAUCGGAGGACGUAUCAUGUGUUUUACUAUGUGACUGCCCAACAAGUUCAAUCUUACUCGUAAAUCUUGUUUUCUUCUCAGGCUUUCGACAUGUCGAUCUCAGGACUGCGUGAGGAGCAUAGACAGGAGCUUGAAAAUCUGACACUAACAUCACAACCUUUCAAAACUUUGAAGCUUUUUACUGUGGCUAUUGUGGAAUAUAUAAGGAGAUCACUGAUAUAUCUUUUAAGACAUGGUGGAUGGCUUAUGCUUUUGGUCACAGUCACAGUUGCAGGUGGAGUCCUGCUUUUGUCUAUUGACGGUCCUCAUGGGAAGCAUGUCGAAGAGCUUCUUGAAUAUGUAAGGUUUGGAUUGUGGUGGGUGGCUCUUGGUGUUGCAUCUUCUAUUGGUCUUGGAUCUGGGUUGCAUACUUUUGUCCUAUAUCUGGGUCCCCAUAUUGCAUUCUUCACAAUAAAAGCAAUGCAGUGUGGUCGAGUGGAUAUUAAAACUGCUAUUUAUGAUACAAUCCAAUUAAACAGAAGCCCUUCAUGGCUCAAGAAGGAUUGUUCAGAGUUUGGACCCUCGUUGUUUUCAUCCCCACAUGGAACUCAGGUUCCACUUACGAGCAUAUUGCCUCAAGUGCAGGUAGAAGCUAUUCUUUGGGGCCUUGGAACUGCACUAGGAGAGCUCCCUCCAUAUUUUAUAUCUAGAGCAGCAAGUCUCUCAGGUGACAGAAUUGAUGCUUCAGAAGAACUGGAUGCUUCCUCAUCACAAGUUAAAGGAGUUGCUUCAAACUUGAACCAAAUGUCGCGUUGGUUCCUGUCACAUGCACAGUAUUUGAAUUUUUUUACAAUUCUGGUGCUUGCUUCGGUGCCAAAUCCCCUAUUUGACCUUGCUGGCAUAAUGUGUGGGCAAUUUGGGAUUCCAUUUUGGAAGUUUUUUCUAGCAACCCUUGUCGGGAAGGCAAUCGUCAAAACUCACAUACAGACUGUAUUCAUCAUCUCAGUGUGCAACAAUCAACUUCUUGACUGGAUGGAAAAUGAGUUGAUAUGGAUGCUUAGCUUUAUUCCUGGAUUGGCUUCCACCCUGCCCAAGAUCAUAGCCAAACUGCAUGCAAUGAAGGCCAAAUACAUGGCAGCCCCUCUGCCAGUGACAUCAAACAUCAAGGUGAAAUCAUGGGACCUAUCAUUUGCUUCAGUGUGGAACUCAAUCGUAUGGCUAAUGCUGUUGAACUUUUUCGUGAAGAUUGUGAAUUCAACAGCACAGAGGUAUCGUAAGAAACAGCAGGAAAAAGUAAUGAUUGAUUUGAAAAAGAGGUUGGAGCAAUCAGAAGAGGAUGAUAGCAGCAGCAAGAAUUAGUUAGUUGGUUCUCUUCUCAUUUCAUGUUAGAAUUAGAUCAUCCUUUAACUUACCAUUCAAACACCCCCUUAUAGAAACAUUAGUUGCAACAUUAUUGCCAAAUUUAACUUCAAUCUUAUUAUCCUUUCAGUAGGUGUUGGUUUACUUACAUAUGAGAUGGUUUUAUACUACUAGAACCCUCUCUAAUUACUCCAAAUGCAUUCAAAAGUAAGAUAUGGUGUUUAGGUACUA
Molecule: messenger RNA, 1848 nt
Organism: Cynara cardunculus var. scolymus (artichoke)
Lineage: Eukaryota; Viridiplantae; Streptophyta; Magnoliopsida; Asterales; Asteraceae
Product: vacuole membrane protein KMS1
Exons: 8
Coding region: 370-1617 (415 amino acids)
Source: RefSeq, a predicted model, not a curated record